Messenger RNA from Plectropomus leopardus (leopard coralgrouper), 1920 nucleotides. The record is from RefSeq and is a predicted model, not a curated record. Lineage: Eukaryota; Metazoa; Chordata; Actinopteri; Perciformes; Serranidae.
CUCAUCAAAUCAGCUUCGCCUCCUUUAAAGUUUGGUUUUGCAUUGUUUUGCUGAUCCUCAUUUGAGGUUGUUGUGCUGGAGGAAUGUGCUCCUCUUUGGCGUGCUGUGCUGCUGCUGAAAAACUUCUCUUUGACACAUGUGAUUGGCUGUCUCUCUUGAGCAGCAGUGGCGUCAACAGAGGAGAAACUCAGCCCCACCAGCAGGGCUCCGUGAGGGUGGAGCACCGCCACCCCGUGUCCACCCACAGCCUGUUCAGGGACAUGUAUGAUGACUCUGAGGACGAGGACGAUGAGGUGGGCUACGCUGACCCCAUCCAAGACGAUCUGUACUCUCGCAAGAUGGGCGUCAAACCCCAACCUGCUGCCAAAGUGUCUUAUGACAAGUUUUUACCAAAAUUCUGGACGCCAGAAGAAGAUAUUCACAUACAGAAGAUCAAACUGGGCUCUCAGAGGAGACCCUGGUACAAGAAGAUGCAAGGCUUCAGCUAUAAGAAGUCGGGCUCUUCGUCAGAUGAUUCAGACUGUGACAUCAGUCCUUGGCUCUCCUCUGCCCCCUCUCCCUCCGGCCCCUCUCCCUCUCACCCCCACACACACGAGGCCCCGGCUCACACCACCCUCGUUGUGGGGAAAAGUCCUCAUAUCCAAGCUCACACUCUCCCACAGCUCCCAAAGAUACAGCCCCCUCUGUUAGAGACCCCCCCUCUGGUGUUUGCCCCAGUGGACCCCACCUCGGGUCCCAGAUUGGUCAAAUGUGAGAGGUGGGCCCUCCUGGGGCGCCAAGACCCCCGGGAGCCCCCAGACCCCAUAGAUUAUGAGAGCAUUAUCCCUGACUUGGAGAAUGAUGACAUGUUUGCCAGGCGGACGCUGGCCUUCCAGUCCAACACAGACUUAGCUAUGAUGAAGACUCAGCUGCCCGCCAAGUAUCGCCUCUACUCAUCUGAGCCGCAGAUCAAUAUCAUCACCCAGCGACGCAGCGGGGGCGGCACGGAGGAGAACGAAUACCCUGAUAUCGAGGAGGACGAUGUUGUUUAUCGUAAGGAGAAAACCCAGCUGGCCCAGCGGCCGCUCUCAGGAGCCCCUGACAACUACGCCCCGAUGCCCAUCCCGGAGCCAUGGGCUCUGCCUCCUGACCUCAAGGCCAGACUCCUGUGCCCCCCGUGUCCUCUAACGCAGGAGGCAGCGGAAAACAAACAAAAUGUGGCUGAGAGGGAGGCGAAUCCUAAAACAGAUGACAUGCUCGUGCGGAAAUUUGGAGUUUGUUCUGAUCAGAGCUCAGUGAAAGCCAAUCAAAUGACGCCAACUGUGCCUUCGUCCUGUAGCGAAGGCGACCUGCAGAAAUGGCAGGCGAUCAGGGAAGCCAGUCAGCUGAGAUAUAAGAAGAAGCUCAUGGUGGAGAGGCUGGCCGCUCUGAAGUUGUAGGAACACGUUGCCGUAACAACGCCUGUUUGUUUCUCACUUUGCGGACUGUAAAAAGUCAUUUCAGUCUUGAAAUAUGUUGUGUGAUGGUGAAGUGGUCUCGGCUGCAUGUUGAUCAAACUUGUAAAUGAUUGGUCCGGGGGCCAUCGCAUUCAUAGAUGGGAGUUCUUUAUGAAAACAAAUCGGUGCCUUCAGCAUUCGCUGGAUCAGUCACACAAACCGAAGCAACAGCUCAGAACUUUUUCCUGUUUUAAAUGUUUGUUGUUACUUUGAAACUGAGUCUUUUUCCAGUCUGAGAGAACCUUUAAUGAAAGUCUGCAUGAUGGCAAUAUGGUUAGCAACACAUGGUAUGUACAGUACAUGCUAAGUGGAUGGCGAGACUGUUUUUGAAGUGUAAUUUUUGAACAAAUCAGACCCAGAUUUCUCAUAUUAUCUUUGGUUGUGUUUUCCUAUCAGACCAAGUUUGCCUGUGAGAAAACCCUAAUAAAGGAAAUAAUAGACUCCA